AUGAAGAUUUUUAAUAUCUGCUUUUAUUUAAUAAUUAUAAAAUUAUAUAUGUGUAAAAAAAAUGAAAAUUUGAUAAAUAAUGCUGAUGGUACUACACAUAUAAAUCCACAAAAACAUAAUUUAAGAAAUAGGCAUGCAGAUAACAAUCCUUCUUUAAUUCAGGUUCCUAAUGGAUCAAUAGGAAAUGGAAAUUUAGAAACUUCAUAUAAUCCUAACAAGCUCGAGAAAAGUCAGGGAUCUUCGAAUCUUGAUGAAAAUUCCAAAUUUCAAAAUUUUGUUGAAUCUACACAUGGGAAAGUUGGAUCACUUAAAACUGAAAAUCCCUCUGAAAAUCCAAGAACAAAAGUAGAUGGGGACUCAACUAACCUAUCAGAUAAAACUAUAAGUGAUUUAUCAACUAACAAUAGUGAAUCAAAAGAACAAGAAUUAUGGAGAAUUCCAGAUGGAGAAAGUGAAGAUUCAGAGGCACAUGUUAAUGAUCUUAGUGUUAUAGGUGAAUCUGAUGAUACACAAUUGGGAACAGAUCAUGGUGAAAAUGGAAUUACUAAUCCUCCAGUGCAAUCAUCAGAAGAAUCACCAUCAACAAAUGGCCCUAAUCCAGUACAAACAAUUAAAGGAAACGAUAAUGAUACUACUUUACAAAAUAAUCAAAGUCAACCAGGAUUUAGCUUUUCAUCAUUAAUAAAUUCAUUUGGAAUAUCUGAAGCAGAAUCGUUAAUUAAAUCAGGGAUAGAUUCUUUUGGAAAAGUGUCAGAUCAAAUGAUUGAUUUAAUUCCAGACAAGAAAACAAUACAAUCAGCACUAGGAGAUAAAGAUAAUACAACAACUAACAUUUCAUCAUUAGUGCAUUCAUUUCUUUCUGAUCCAUCAAAAUCACUAAUUGACUCAGGGAUAGAUACUAUAGGAAAAGUGGCAGAUCAAAUGGUAAACUUAAUUCCAGAACAUCCCAGUUCAAAAAUAGUAAAACCAUUAGAAGAUUCAGAAAAUGGAGGUGAUAUAACCCCGGAAGAUGAAGAAGAAGAACAAGAAGAAGAAGAAGAAGAACAACAAGAAGAACAAAUAAAAAGGGAAGAGCAAAAUAAAGAUGAGAAAGAGGGUGAAAAGAAAAAAGCUGAAGAAGCAGAAGAGGAAGAUGAAGAAGAAGAUGAAGAAGAAGAAGAUGAAGAAGACGAGCAAUUAAUUGAAAGAGAACCAGAAGUUAGUGAUGAUGAAAUAAUAGAAGACCAUGAUGAUGAUGAAGACGAAGAUGAGGAUAUCAUAGAUGAUGACGAAAAAAUGGAACAAACAGAAGAAGAAGAACCAACAAAAUCUAAAAUCCCAGAAAAGGAAAAUCAAGAAAAUGAACAAACAGAAGAAUUAUCAGAUCAAACAGAACAAGGUAAUUCACAAGAUAGUGUUACACAACAACAAAAUCAAAAAGAAGAAAUAAAACCUCCAACAAAUGAUAGUAGCGCUCAUAAAUUACUUAUUGAAGAUUUUAAGGAAGAUAAUAAAGUUAA
This is a messenger RNA of Plasmodium relictum, 1499 nucleotides long. Its product is annotated as MSP3-like protein, putative. The annotation marks the transcript as partial. NCBI's taxonomy places the organism in Eukaryota, Apicomplexa, Aconoidasida, Haemosporida, Plasmodiidae. The transcript has a single exon. The record is from RefSeq and is a predicted model, not a curated record.